Molecule: messenger RNA, 2766 nt
Organism: Micromonas pusilla CCMP1545
Lineage: Eukaryota; Viridiplantae; Chlorophyta; Mamiellophyceae; Mamiellales; Mamiellaceae
Exons: 1
Coding region: 1-2697 (898 amino acids)
Biological process (GO): lipid metabolic process
Source: RefSeq, a predicted model, not a curated record
AUGGAGAUCGCCGCCGCGUCCGCGGGGAUCGCCGCGGUCGGGAUGUGGUACAGCCGCCGCGGCGGAACCCGCACCGCGACCGUGAGCGACUUCACCGAGCCUCCGAAGACGUGGGCGGAGUCCGUCGUCCGGCUGCACGAGGUCGUGCGCAUCUCGUGGCGAGAGGCGCUCUCGAAGCUCGGCGUGUGGAGGCUCGACCACCUCCUCGCGAUUCGGCACCUGAGCGGCAAGGACGUCUCCGCGGCGAUCGCGCGGAACGUGCGCGCGCACGGACGCCUCGUCGAGGGCGAGGAGUGGCGACGCAAGCUCGAGAGCAUCUCGCGCGCGAUGCGGUACAACAGGCACCUCCGCGGCGUCUCCUCGGAAGCGCACAUCGUCGCGAAGCUCGACGCGGCCAAUUCCGACGUCCUGCUCUCGCAGCUCAAGCCGAGGAUCAUGCAGCCCGCGUACGUUUUAUUCCGCGACGCGCCCACGCGCCAGCUGUACUUCGUCAUACGAGGCACGCACAGCGUGAAGGACCACGUCACGUCGCUCACGGGGCACUCGCGGCCGCAUCACGCCAUCGGCGCCGACGGCGACCCCGUGCUGGGACGCGCGCACUCGGGGUUCCUCGCCACCGCGCGGUGGCUCAGCAAAGAAGUCGGCGACGACCUCGCGCGCGUGAUGCGCGAGAACCCGGGGUACGAGCUCACGAUCGUCGGGCACAGUCUGGGCGCGGGGACCGCGGUGCUGCUGACGCAAAUCUUACGCGAACGAGACGGCGGCGACCCGUCGCGGAACCCGUUCGCGAGCGUAGACUGCUACGCAUUCGCGUGCCCGUCGUGCGUGUCCAGGGAGCUCUCCAUCGCGUGCAAGCCGUUCAUCACGACGCUCGCGAACAAUGCGGACAUCGUCCCGUACGUGAGCUUCAGCAAAGUCAGCGAACUUCAGGCGCAGAUCGUGUCCGCGGCGUGGGAGCAGCAGGUUUUGAAAAAGUGGAAAGAGACGACGAAGAACCUCGGCGCCGCGUGCGCGACGAACCCGUGCGGCGCGCCGAGGCCGGGGAAGGAGCAUCAGACGCUGCCGGGACGCAGAGGCGGCGGAAACGGCGGGUGGGGGGUGCUGAACUGCGGCGGGGCGAGAGGGAACCGCGGGGCGCUGACCUUCGGGGGCGGACCCGCGGCGGCGGCGGGCCCGGGGCUCGACGACGCGUCGCUCGCCGCGUCGCUGUCGCAGCAGACGACGAUGGACGUCGACCGCGCGCACCUCCCCGGGGCGGUCGCGCGGGGCGGCCCGCGUCGGUGGCUCGGCGCGCAGCUGCGGGGCAUACGGAGGAUCGUGCAGAAGGACAAGAUGCUCGCCAUGAGCGGCGCGCUCAUCGCCGGGUGCGUCGCGCCGAGGAAACGCGGCGCCCCGGAGCCUCCGAGCGGCGGCGGCGGCGGCGACGACGUCCCGACCACCGGCGGUAACGGUACCUCAUCUUCUUCUACUACUACCACCACUUCUGCUUCUUCCGCGGUGGCGUCGCCGCCCGGGGUGUCGAGAACGUGGGCGACGACGCCGACGGCGUCGACGGCAGCGGCGGCGGCGGCCGCCGCCGCCGCCGCCGCGGGCGACCGCGCUGGGCGCGGCGGAGGGCGAGGCGGAGGCGCGCCCGUCGNCGAGGCGCCGCCCGCCGCCUCCGGGACGGUGCCGAGCUCGCAGUGGGCGAUCGACGACGGCGACCUCGUGGAGAUGGAUCUCGACGACGCGACGCUCGCGAUGGCGCAAGGCGAGACCGCGCAGGAAGUGUUGAAGCUCCAAGAGGAGCUCAGCGUGAUUCGAGCCGCGACCGAAUCCGCGGGGCACCGCCGCCGACGCGCCGGGUCGUCGUUCGGCGGCAUCGCGGACGGCGUCGACUUUUCGUCCUCGGCGGACGACGCGCCGCGCGCGGGCGGGGAGACGACCGCGCCGACGGCGGUGGCGAUGGACACGUCCUCCGGGUCGGGAGGCGCCGACGAGUUCGACGACGACGACGACGAGACGGCGUCGCGCGCGCCGCUGCCGGACCCGGCGCGUAAAAAACUCUCCGCCGCGGCGCUCCUCGGCCCCGGCGCGCCCGCGGAGCUCGUCUCCGAGGCGAUCUCGUUCGAGGUGGGCGACGCGAUCGCCGGCGGCGGCGCGGGCGCGGGCGUCUCCGAGGACGAGGACGCGGUGAGCGUCGGUUUGGACGAAAUCGCGCGGCGGAUCGCGACGGGGAAGGGCGGGAGUAAUUUCAACGCGCCGUCCUCGCCGGAUCGCGGGGUCACCGCGCGGGCUGGCGCGCGCGGUGGGAAGGACCCCAGGGACGCCGCGAAGGAGCGCGAGGACGACCGCGCGUUCAAGACGAAGCUGUACCCCGCGGGCACGAUCCUUCACAUGGUCCUCGCGGAUCCUCCGAGAGACGACGACGACGCCGCCGCCGCCGCUGCCGCCGGCGACGUCGAGGACGCGGUCCCGCCGCCGUCUCCGGGGGGCUCGCGCGCGCCGGAGCCGGAGCCGGCGAUCACGACGCGCGCGGCGAAGUAUAAGAUGUACGCGGACGUCGACGUCGCCGCGUACGAUCGCAUCACGCUGUCGAAGACGAUGUUGAGCGAUCACUUUCUUCCAAAGUAUCUGGACGCGCUCGACGACGUCAUCGAGCACCUGGGGCGAGGCGACGGCGGCGAGGGGAGGACGCGAGAGGCGCGAUCGAGUUGAGCGGUAGUCAGUGCAGUGCGUCGUUAGGACCGUGUACGCGUUGAAAUUGAAAGUGUUGUCGGGGGAUGC